AUGAAAUAUUUAUCAUCUAAUCCAAUUUUUGUUCUCUGCAAUCAUGAUGAUAUGGGCAGCUUGUUAUGGGGAAACGGUGGAAGGGUUCUCCGGGAGCGAGGAGACUGGCCUAAGUGGGAAGAAUCAUCAUAUAGGGAGAGUUCACCAGAGAGAGAAAACCCAUGGGAGGGGACAACCUCAUUGGGGGGACUCAAUUCACGACUAGAACACAAAUUAAGGGGGAUAGAAAGCCAAGAUGGCGAGCAAAAAAAGACACGCCACGAAAAAAGCAAACGGUGCAAUACCCCGCGCGGGAAAAAAAAUGCACUCCUCAAAGAAACAAAAAUAUGUAUCGAUAAAAAAAAAGGAAAACAGCACAUGUUACUUCCAUGCUAUUUGGAAAUUGUCAAUGACCAUCUACUUAUAUACCUUUUUGAUAACUAUGAUAAUAAGCUAUGCUGGAGACUCGAGCGGGGGAAUUACUCCCUCGAGACACGGGAAAUGACAGAUAGGGAGGGACAAAAGGAAGCAACGCAUGCGACGGGGAAGAGGAAGAGAAGGGCAAGAUGUACAAGAAGGAUCAAUGGCGAAACCGCUGCGCCAACAUCACAUCCAUCUGAAGAGGGACACUCAAAAAGCGGCACAUCAGAUAACGUGCAAACCGAUGUUGUAUACGGAGUCAUUAGUACCGACGAAAAUGAAGACUCACCAAUGUCAUCUGUUAUCAAGAAGAAAAAAAAAACUAUGUCAAAGUACAAACCAUUAGAACACAAAAAUGGUACAAGUCACAUAAGGGGGAACUACCUAACAGGUGAAAAAAACUGCUUUGUAAAAUGUGUGCGUCUGUUCUCUAACUGCUUCAGUAACUUAAAGGACAGUUUGAGGAGAAAUCUUUGCCUCUGCUUUGCAUGUUACGAAGGGGAGGAGAACAGAUUACGGAAGGGCAAUUCAGACUACAUCAAAUUGGUAGUAAAAAUAAACCCAGCUGCCUUCCCGAAGUUAAGCAGCUCCCUAACUAUAAAUGACCAUGCGUGGGGGAAGCUAACGGAAAGGAAUAAGCUUCUUAUUCGAGAAAGGAUUAAAGAGGUCUGUCUGGACGUCGAGCAAGUGUUUCUAAGUGCGGGAGAGGGCUCACCCGAAAUGGAUUCCAAUGUAGCCCAAUCAGACGAAAUGCUCAACCGUAGCGCAACGGAUAAAAGCGACUACUCGAAGUCCCCAACUGAUGAACACGUCAAAGUGCAGGAAUUUGUCCAGCCUGAAGGAGUUCAGUCCCAAGAUGAGACGCUAGACCGAGAGACCCCCAUUAGCAGCACACACGUAAGCGACACAGAGUUUGCGCACGCGAAAUGGCACGAACUACAUCUAUUUACAUUCAACUUCUACAAAAAUAAAUUAUCAGAGCUGAUAACAAAUUAUACAAAGUCGAUCGGAGUGGAUGAUAACAAUUCGCGUGAGAACCGCGCAAAUGCAUACCACGACAUGCGCUUAGACAGAAUAGAAAAGAGAAACUCAAUAAAUGAAUCGUGGAGGUAUGACCAAGUAAGCGAAGAGUCACAAAAGGAAUAUGUCGGAAGGAAAGAAGAACAAAAGAACAUUUCUUACCUCCUAAAAGGUAUAGAAAGAAUGAGAAGCACAACGUUUAUAAAAAAAAAAUUUAUGGAAGAUUCAGCAAACAGUACACACAAAGAAUUAUUAUUUUACGAUAAAAAUCAACAGCUAUUUUGUAAAUACGUAGGAGAAAUGAAAAAUAAAUUUUACAAUGGACAUGGGAAAUUAUAUGACAAAUUUAACAGCUUAAUUUAUGAUGGGCAAUGGCUCAAUGCACAAAAACAUGGAAAGGGAAAAUUACUAUUCAAGUAUUUUAACAUUUGGUAUUUGUAUGAAGGACAAUUCUCAAAUGACGAAAUUGUAGACAGGGGUAUAAUUUCCCUAAUCGAUAAGGAAUAUGUGAAGAGGAUACAGUCUGAUAAAAUUAAUAAACUGUGUCCCCUGCUCAUUAAAGUAAAUUUUGGAAAAUAUAAAUGGAAUGCAAUUACUAAAGGGGAGAUGGAACAAAACCCACAAUUUCAAAAAGAACUCAUCAAACGGAUAGAAAAAACUGUUAUGGAAAAUUACAGCCCUAAUAAUAAUUUAGAUUUCUGGCCAAAAGAAAUUACAGAUAUUUACUUCCCCUACUUGAAGAAAUGGAAUAUCUACUCCUUCUACUGCUCAUGCAAUAUAGAAAAUAUCAAAGGCAAAAAGGAAAUCUUCGAGUCCAAUGAAAACAAUUUUAAGAAUUUAAUUGGAUAUCCUUCCUUUGAGCUUCGCAAUGGCAGGAAUGAUCUCGAUUCGAAGGAGCAGCGAAGAGACGACGAGUUGCAGGAAGACAGCGAGGCCACCCCAGGGGAAGAUUAUCCUCAUCAAACCUGUAGCGAGGCUGAACCAAAAUGCGAUUCUCCCAAGCAGGCAUUUCCAAAUCAUCCCUCGCAGGAAUACAUUGUGUACAAGCGAGAUAAGACGAACGUCCUGCACGAGGAAUUUUUCGAGUACAUGAAAAAAAAAAACGAGCAGAAGCUGUACUAUCCCCUACUCAGCAAAACGGUUGGGUUGGCCAAAAUCAUAUACGCAGACAAGAGUGAAUACAUUGGACCGAUCAAUAGCAGGGGGCAGCCAAACACCAACGAGCAAUUUCCCCAGGCUAUUUUUAACAAUAACGAUUUCUUGUAUGAAGGAGAAAUGAAAAAUUUUCUGCCGCAUGGAUAUGGUAUAUUCAAAAAUAAAAAAAAUGGGAAAAAUACCUACUUCGGAUUUUGGAAAAAUGGACAGAGAGAAGGAAAUGGAAGUCUCAAUUUGAGAAAUAAAAAAUAUAUUGUUCAGGCAAACUUUAUAAAAGAUAAGUUGCAUAGUAACGUUAAUAUAUUCAUAAGGGAUGAAAAAAUAUGCAAAUUGUACAUAUCAAAUGUAAGUACAAAUAGCCAGAAAAUAAAAAUAUUUUUCAGAAAUGGCUACAUUUUUUAUGGUCAUUUUUCAGAAAAUUAUCAACGAAAUGGGAUAGGCAUCCUCAUAGACAGCAACAACAAAAUUUUAUACCAUGGGUAUUACAAAAAUGACAUGAUUGAUAAAUUCUGCUACAUCCUACGACAUAAGGAUAACACUAUAUAUUGUGGGAACCUCUGUCAAGGGAUGAAAAAAGGCUUUGGAAAAUUAUAUUACGAAGAAAAAUUACACUUUGAUGAUGAAAAUGAAUUCAAUUUAAGUUUAUCUAAUGCAAAAAUUUUAGCAAGAAAAUUGGAGUCAUAUGAUGGUAUUGAUAUCAAUUCAGAUAUCCCCUUAAAUUUUGCUCUUGAUUCUAACCAUGUCAUUUAUGUUGGCUAUUGGGAUGAAAAUAAUUUUUCUCAUUUCGGCUCAUGUAAUUUGAGGAAUGGCAUUUAUAAAGGGGAUAUAAAGGAUUCCAAAAAAGAUGGCUUCGGAAUCUACAUAUACAAAAAUAAAAAAUCUUAUAAAAAUAAAAAUAGAUAUGUUUUGUCCUAUUUUAAAAAAGACAAAAUUAACAGCAUCGGGAAAUACUACAGUGAGUAUGAUAAAAUGAAAGUACACUCUUUUCACAAAGAACAAAUUAAACGCAAAAAAUCAGUUUACGAAAAAUGCUUCAAUAAGGGAAAAAUCAAAUAUGACGUCUUAAAAACUGAUAAACUGUAUAUAAAUCAGGAGAUCGACUAUUAUAUUACCGUGCCUCUUGCCGACACACUCUCUAUUAUUAUGAACGAGGUUUUGGAUAAAUCAACCAGCUUUGUCCAUUACUUGUAUCGCCCCUUUAAAUUCGAUUUGAAUUAUUUCUUGAAGAAGUGA
Messenger RNA from Plasmodium fragile, 3807 nucleotides. RefSeq lists its product as uncharacterized. Gene Ontology annotation, cellular component: cytosol. The record is from RefSeq and is a predicted model, not a curated record. Bases 1 to 3807 code for a protein of 1268 amino acids. Lineage: Eukaryota; Apicomplexa; Aconoidasida; Haemosporida; Plasmodiidae. The transcript has a single exon.